This is a messenger RNA of Lodderomyces oxycetoniae, 1266 nucleotides long. RefSeq lists its product as uncharacterized. Bases 1 to 1266 code for a protein of 421 amino acids. The record is from RefSeq and is a predicted model, not a curated record. NCBI's taxonomy places the organism in Eukaryota, Fungi, Ascomycota, Pichiomycetes, Serinales, Debaryomycetaceae. The transcript has a single exon. Gene Ontology annotation, molecular function: S-adenosylmethionine-dependent methyltransferase activity.
AUGGUAUCUCGUACAUCAAAGUUCAGGUCCUUAGCUUUUGCGUUACACAAGUAUUUGCAAAAUAGGAAAACAGAAGCAGCAUUUAGAAGAAAUAUUCCCAGCUCACCCAACUUGAACUAUUCCAAUUUUGAAAGCUUAAAUGUGACGCAAAAGACUGAAGUACUAGCUGCUGUUAAAUCGUUAAAAGAUUACAAGGAAAGUUCAUUGGUUAUGAAUGAGAGGCGAAAGAAAUUAUUCAGAUUGCUAAGCUCAAAACAACAGAAACUUGCCACAGAAGUUGGGUAUAUGAGUAGAUUAAAUGCUAUUGACAAGGCAAUUGCUGUAAACUAUAAGCUAGUCAACGAUAUAGCCGACUAUACAAUUAAUAAAUAUGGUAUAUCGUCAAAGGAUUUAGCAUCACUUGAUAAGAAAAGUGCAGCCAGCGGUAGUAAUUUCCGUGUAAUUGAAGCAUUAGGUCAUUAUUCUCGUGACUGGCAGCAAGGAAAUGUUGGAUGGGAGCUACUACCUAUCUUUGAGUACAUUGCAUCACAAUUGCAAUUAUUAUUCCCCACUUCCGCUGAGAAGAAGGAAACCGCUUUGAUCUUCCCCGGUAGUGGAUUGGGGAGGCUAACUUAUGAGUUUAGUAAAGACGAUUAUGGUGCUGUCUUUGCCAUUGAGAAUUCAGGAUUGAUGAACCUGCUUGUGGAUUUUCAUUACCGCGAGUCACAACAAAACGAGGAGGAGUUAUACACAGUUCACCCAUACAUUCAUAUAAACUCUGAUUUUUACAGUACAAAGUCCCAAUUUAGAAGUUUCAAAUAUAAACCAAUUGGCAGCAACAACAAACCGGAAUCAUUAAUUACUAUGAAUCAGGAUUUUCUUGAAUUUGAAAUACCAAAUAGAGACAAGUACAAGAAUAUUGUUGUUGUUUCGGUAUUUUUCCUUGACACUGCUGAAAACUUGUUUGCUUAUUUGGAAAAAAUCAGACAAUUGACCAAACCUAGUGGUAGAAAUGGAAGCUUCCCAGAACGUGGAUAUUGGAUCAAUGCGGGACCAUUGAAAUACGGUUCUGCUGCACAAGUGGAGUUGAAUGCUGAUGAGUUGGCUGAAGUUAACAAAAAAAUGGGAUGGAUCAAUGCUAGUUCUGUUUAUUCUGUUUAUGAUCCAUUACAGUUGGGUAAUAAGACCGGCUUGGUUGGAUACUUGACAGAUAAAGAAAGUAUGUGGCAAGGCUAUUAUGGGUUGAAUCUAUUCACAAGUUCAAGAAAAGAAAAUAAAAACGUAUAG